AUGCGACAACUCGAAUGUCUAAAACGACAAUUUGGUGAAGUUAUGACAGAGCAGAAAGUUAUUCAACAGCUGGCUGAAAAGGAGAGAAAGAAGAUGAAACCAACACCGCAAUCAGUUAAUAAACAGAAAAACAAAAAAACAAAACCGUCAAAACUCGGAUCAUCAAAUAACCAUACACCAAAUGUUUUACCUUUCACUAUGAAUUUAGCACCUGCACUUAUAACAUCAAAUUUUUAUUCUUCAUUUAAUCCAACCAAUAUUUAUUCUGAUAACGAAUGUAAUACAUCCCUCCCAGGUCCUGGUAAGUCUUAAUGUAUUCGCAUGUACGAAUCAGUUAUGUAAAUGAAUUUUGAUUUAUAUUCUAGAAUAUGAUUUUAUG
Molecule: messenger RNA, 379 nt
Organism: Didymodactylos carnosus
Lineage: Eukaryota; Metazoa; Rotifera; Eurotatoria; Philodinida; Philodinidae
Source: the annotation of a GenBank genome assembly